AUGAAUAUUAUGAGACCAUUUUACACCAGAAACUUUGCGGGUACGCAGUUGAAAAAGCUGGUAACUGGUCCUUUGCGCUUCAGUUCGACGCACUCUUUUUACAAACCAGCAAGAGUUCCACUCUCAAUUACACCCAAGAUUGCCGGAUUUGCAGGCUCCGCGUGCUUGGCGUUGGCUUUUUCGCACUAUUCGGGCAAAGAUGCCAUCAAAAACGACACCAUUCUCGAUGUCAAGCAAAGACACCAAACUUUGCCAGAUGAGGUUGGCGUUCCAGUGAACAAGGUUGAAAGUAAGGUUCGCAAGCUGAAUUAUCGCCAGUUGUGUUUAGGCUCAAUAAUUGGCGUUGUGGCCGGUGUUUUGGUCGGUAAGAUCUCCACGGCAUUAGUGUUUAUUACGGCAUGCGGCCUCCUGGGCAUCCAAUGGCUUGAAAAUAGAGGAUUGGUUGACAAAAGAUCGACGUGGAGGCUUUCGAAAUACGUUUUGAGAACCGGAAAAGAGACAGUGGACGUCAACACGUUGAUCUGGGAAAAGCCCAGUUUCAAGAUCCCUUUUCUACUGACAUUCGUCCUGGCAGCAGUGAACAUAUGA
Molecule: messenger RNA, 588 nt
Organism: Lachancea sp. 'fantastica'
Lineage: Eukaryota; Fungi; Ascomycota; Saccharomycetes; Saccharomycetales; Saccharomycetaceae
Source: the annotation of a GenBank genome assembly